Candidula unifasciata is the source of this 1331-nucleotide messenger RNA. Lineage: Eukaryota; Metazoa; Mollusca; Gastropoda; Stylommatophora; Geomitridae. The record is from the annotation of a GenBank genome assembly.
GCUCUGAUGUGGAAGACGACGGAGAUAUGGACUCAGGGAUCGACACACAAGGCAACAUCUCCGAUAAGGACUUUCCUCUUGAAGGCGACAGCAGUCCUCACGAUACCAAAGAAUCCAUUCUGGGUAUGGCUCACUCCAUCGGAUCCAAUAACAACAACAACUCCAACUUCCUCAAUAUAAACAACUCCAACAACGGGAGCACACUGGGCAGCUUAAACCCACUCAGUUUAAGUAACUCGUUAGGACUCAGUAUAGGUGGUGCGUUGAACUGUAGCACCAUGAACUCUCUCAGUAACCCAAACGGUCUCAGCAAUUCAUCUAGUACCAACGGUAGUAGCAUUAACGGCAAUUCGGGCUUGGGGUCUCUAUCCAACGGCACUGGAAGCCUCAACUCGCUGCUGUCUCCGCGACUGGGUAGCCCCGCGCCGGUUCAGUCCAUCAAGGAAGAGGGAGACUGCCCAAACCUGGACGCCAGUCCGGGCUCUGUGGAUUCCAACUGCUCGAACAUGGCUAGCGACAUUCCACUGGAUCGAGGAGGUCCAGAUGGGAACAGCAACGACAGUUGCCCCAGCCCAGACAACGGGAACCCCGGAUCGGGAGGUAACGGCGGCGGUAGCAACGGCGGGGGGAAUUCCAACAAUUCCAGCACAGUUGGGGCCAAGAGAAGGGGCCCAAGAACCACCAUUAAAGCCAAGCAGCUGGAGACGUUAAAAGCCGCUUUUGCAGCGACGCCAAAGCCUACCAGACAUAUCAGGGAGCAGCUGGCCCAAGAGACGGGUCUCAACAUGCGGGUGAUUCAGGUUUGGUUUCAAAAUCGAAGAUCCAAAGAACGACGAAUGAAACAGUUGAGCGCACUAGGCGCCAGGCGCCACUUCUUCCGCAACCCACGGCGCAUGCGCGCACUUCGGCCAGGGGAGGAUAUGGGAGACAGCCCUGAUAUGAUGGGUCCAGGGUUUGGAUAUUUAGACAACGGUGCCGACUUCUACCCCAGUUACCAAGGCUACGGUGAAUUCUUCAUGGGCCAGCCCCAGGACGGGCCCCCACCAGGCCUGACGUUCCUGCCGCCAUCACAGGGUACCCCGCCACUCAACAUGGACGGGUCGAUGCACCCGGCAGGUCUCGGUCCAGACGGCCAAUUCCUUCCCGGUGAUCUGAUGCCUUCAUCGUCCACACCCGAACCUCUACCUCUGGGUCAGCAUGAGGCUUUCGGCAUUCCCCGAGGCAUGGGCCACCACUUCAACCCAUCACUAUCACCCUCGCUAGCUCACCACCAUCCUCACCAGCAUCAUCACCAUCAACAGCUGGGGGAAAUGACGUCCGAGGUCUGGUGA